Messenger RNA from Lingula anatina, 2134 nucleotides. RefSeq names its product ADP-ribosylation factor 3. NCBI's taxonomy places the organism in Eukaryota, Metazoa, Brachiopoda, Lingulata, Lingulida, Lingulidae. The record is from RefSeq and is a predicted model, not a curated record. Gene Ontology annotation, molecular function: GTP binding; GTPase activity.
AUAUAGGUCAGUUUCGUGUGCGAUUUCGAAGCGGAUGUGACAAACAGUGGUAGAUAUAGCAAAGUAUCAAAUGUAGAAUGAGGUAGUGAGGUGGACAGAAGCUGACUUUGCUUUGCAACAUGGGGCAAACGUUAUCCAGUUGGACGAAGAACAAGGAAGCAAGAAUUCUCUUUUUGGGUUUAGAUGCGGCGGGGAAGACCACGAUUUUAUACAAGCUUAAACUUGGAGAAAUUGUUACUACAAUUCCGACGAUUGGAUUCAAUGUGGAGACAGUGGAACACAAGGGGGUUGAUAUUACUAUGUGGGAUGUAGGGACCAGAGAUAAAAUGCGCCCUCUAUGGAGACACUACUAUCCUAACACCCAAGCCAUUGUCUACACCGUGGACAGCACAGAUAAAGAAAGGCUGGCAGAGGCGGGAGAACUGCUGCUUGACGUAUUGGGGUCUAACGACUUGAACUAUGACAUACCCGUGCUCAUCGUUGCAAAUAAACAAGAUCUUAAAACCGCCAUGACUCCCUCUGAGAUUUUCGAAGCCAUGAACAUAGUGGGUUCAAAACACAAUGUAUUGGCAUCGCAUCCAUGGUAUAUCCAGCCAGCAUCGGCCACAGAGGGCACAGGACUGGAGGAAGGCCUGGAUUGGUUGGUUAGGCAGAUGCAGGUCAGAGAAGCCUGGAAGAUGGCUGUUACACCAGUAAAACAGACUGUAGGUGGAGCCAAGGAAGCAGGAAAGGCAGGGAUCUCCUAUGGAAGUGAAUACUUAACCAAAGCCCUAAGCAGCAUCAAAGGAAUGUUUACCAGAUGUUAUUUGAGAAUCCUGAUGGGACUCGGGUUAUUUCACUGUUUGCCUAACCACCCCGUCAAGGCUUUUUGGCUUUACACAUUCAGUUUUGCUUUGGACAUGGUAGACGGACCUAUUGCAAAGUACCUUAAUCAAAUGAGUGUUUUUGGCACUCUCUUGGAUACGAUGAGCGACAGAGGAACGCUGCUCUGCAUGUUAGCGAGACUGUGUCUCCUCUACCCCAGACAUGCUUUCCUUUUUAUUGGAAUCGCGUGUACUGAUGUAUCUAGUCAGUGGAUGCACGGCUACAGUUCCUGGUGUGAAAAUGGGGCUGUGGCAGGUAAUCUGUAUUGGCUGUUCUCCAUUCGCUGCCCUCCAGGUGGACAGAAGCUGACUUUGCCUUGCAACAUGGGGCAAACGUUAUCCAGUUGGACGAAGAACAAGGAAGCAAGAAUUCUCUUUUUGGGUUUAGAUGCGGCGGGGAAGACCACGAUUUUAUACAAGCUUAAACUUGGAGAAAUUGUUACUACAAUUCCGACGAUUGGAUUCAAUGUGGAGACAGUGGAACACAAGGGGGUUGAUAUUACUAUGUGGGAUGUUGGGACCAGAGAUAAAAUGCGCCCUCUAUGGAGACACUACUAUCCUAACACCCAAGCCAUUGUCUACACCGUGGACAGCACGGAUAAAGAAAGGUUGGCAGAGGCGGGAGAACUGCUGCUUGAUGUAUUGGGGUCUGACGACUUGAACUAUGACAUACCCGUGCUCAUCGUCGCAAAUAAACAAGAUCUUAAAACCGCCAUGACUCCCUCUGAGAUUUUCGAAGCCAUGAACAUAGUGGGUUCAAAACACAAUGUAUUGGCAUCGCAUCCAUGGUAUAUCCAGCCAGCAUCGGCCACAGAGGGCACAGGACUGGAGGAAGGCCUGGAUUGGUUGGUUAGGCAGAUGCAGGUCAGAGAAGCCUGGAAGAUGGCUGUUACACCAGUAAAACAGACUGUAGGUGGAGCCAAGGAAGCAGGAAAGGCAGGGAUCUCUUAUGGAAGUGAAUACUUAACCAAAGCCCUAAGCAGCAUCAAAGGAAUGUUUACCAGAUGAAUUUUUUUUCAAAUUUUAAAUUGUUUUUGUUUUUCAAUUAAUCUAUGAUGGUGUUUGUGCCUGCACACACUUGUGUGCAAAUACUUGCCUGCAUCUACACACUGGAAGCAGCUCACAUUAAGUGCAUUUUGUAGUAGACUAAGUGGAAAGUUUGGUGGCGAAGUCUUUUAUGGAACAUUGUGGCUAGCUUAAUAUUUGAAUAAGAUAAUACUGACUUGCUCAUGUGUGGUAAAUCCUAAAAAAGGUAAUUACUUACUUUGUCA